Dictyostelium purpureum is the source of this 4140-nucleotide messenger RNA. RefSeq lists its product as uncharacterized. The record is from RefSeq and is a predicted model, not a curated record. The transcript is spliced from 4 exons. The coding region runs from base 1 to 4140 and encodes 1379 amino acids. NCBI's taxonomy places the organism in Eukaryota, Evosea, Eumycetozoa, Dictyosteliales, Dictyosteliaceae.
AUGACAACUAUAGGAGAAUUAUUUCCAGGGUUACGUGAAAAUUCUUCAUCAGAGACCAACAGAAGACUCUAUGCAGUAUUAGUAGCCGUAACUGAUUUAAUUCGUUUUAAUAAAGCACCAAUCAAUGCAACAUCAUAUUUUGCAAUUAUUUUGAAAACUCUUUCAGAAAAUCAAUAUAAGAAAUCCCAAAUUCAUGAUUUAGUUAAAUUAUUUUCAAUCAUUUUACCAAGAGUUUCAAAUCCAGUUAUCAAAAAUCAUUCAGUUAAUGUUAUAUUACAAAUGACAGCAUUAUUAGAACAUUAUGUUAGUAAUGAUACAGCAUUACAUGCAAAUAUUGCAAGUGAAGAACAACAAUUAAUUAAAUCAGCUGUAUAUUGUUUAGGAUAUGUAUUGGUUUUAGCAGAAAGUAAUCAAUGGCAAACUAAAGAAUAUUUAAGAGGUUAUUCAUUUAUACUUAAAUUAGCAGUCAACAAUACACAAUCUAAAAUUCGUCAAAAAUCAGCAGAACAAGUUAUUUUAGUUUUAAACAGUAUUGGAGCUAUUCAAAAAGGUGGUUCAAUUCAUAAACAAUUAGCAACUGUUACAAGUCAAUUUUGUCAUGAAGUUUUUAAUGGACUUACUUUAGAAACUAUGGGUAUUGCUUUUUACACUUUAAAUAUCGUUACUGAAGCCCUUUGUUUAUUAUCUCCAUCUUUAAUCUCACUCUUAUUAGAAGAUAUGAUCAAAUUAACCUCUCUCUCAAACUCUGCUCUCACUGUUGCUUGUUACAAAGCAAUUGGAUCAUUAUUCUUUAAAACCAAUCCAUUAAUUGGUUCUCAAAUUCAACAAUUAAUUGAUGUCUUAUUCCAACAUCCACCAACUGGUUUAGAUUAUAGAUCAAUGGUCACCUAUACAGAAUUAUUAACUCAAUCUUAUUUAUAUUUUACAAAAAUCGAUCAAAAAUUAUGUAAUCAACAUGUUCAUAAUUAUUUCAUAGUUUUAAUGAAUAACUUUGGUUCAGAUAAAUCAGAAAUUACAAAUACAACUAUGGAAGGUUUUAAAACUAUUAUUUUUGAAUGUGUUAAUAAAGAUGUUAUUGAACAGGGUAUUCACUCAUAUCAACAAAAAUUAAAUGGUUCAAAGAGUGCUAUUAAAUCUUCAUUGGAAUCAAUUGUCGAAACUAUUGAAAGUGGUUUAAGAUUAACAUUCAAAUCAUCAUGGGAUUUAGUUUUAUUAAUUAUUCAAGCUCUCUACGAACAAUUGGGUCCAUAUUCUUCAAUUAUUUUAAAUAACUUAUUAGUUGGUUUAGAUAAUCUCUAUCACUCACCAGAAUUCCAUCACCAAUCACAUUUAACUCAAGUUUUAAUUACAGUUUUAGGUUCAAUUGGUCCAAAGAACUUUUUAAAUAUUUUACCAUUAAAUUUAGAUUCACCACCAAAAAAUAAAGAAAAAAUUAAUAGAAAUUGGUUAUUACCAUUAAUGAGAGAUAAUAUUAAAUACACUCAAUUAUCAUUCUUUAUUGAAUAUUUCUACCCAAUGGCCUUAGCAAUGAAAGAUAGAUCAAAACAAGCAGAGACUGAAGGUAAAUAUGUUGAAGCUAGAAAUUUAGAAAUUUUAUAUUCUCAAGUUUGGGAUCUUUUACCAGGUUUCUUAAAUCAUCCAUUAGAUGGUGAUCAAUCAUUCAAAGUAAUUGCUCGUAAUAUUGGUGUCGCCCUUAGUGAUGAAUUGGGUCUCCGUACUGUAAUUUGCGUUGCUUUAACCCAGUUUAUUAACAAAUUAAAAGAAUCACAACAAACUAAAGUUAGUCCAUACAUUCCAUACAGAAAAACUCAUCAUACAAUGUCCCCAGAAAGAGCUACUCAAAUCUUAAAUUCAGUUUCAGUUUUCUCUAAAAACUAUUUACCAAUUCUCUUUAAUAUUUUCCCAACAUCAAAUCAAGAUCAACGUUAUUUUGUUCUCAAUGCCAUUGAAGCUUUUGUUUCAAUUACCGAUAGUGUCACACUCAAUAGUAUUUUCAAUUCAUUAAUUACCAAAUUAGUUGAAGCUUUAACUGUUGAAGGUAUCGAAAAGAAACCAUUAAGCAAGGAUGCCAUGAGCGAGGAUAGCGGAAAAGCUUCAAAGAAAGAAAAAACAAAGAAAUAUUAUCUUACCGAUUUAACCAUUGGUUUUGUUAAACAUUUAGAUGAAAACAACCUUAAAGUACUUUACAAGAUUAUUAAACCACAAUUAAAAUGCUCUGAUUCAGGUCUUCAAAAGAGAUCCUUCAAGAUUUUAGUCAAGAUUUGUGAACACCACGAAAGCUUUAUCCUUCAAAAUUUAAAUAAAAUCAAAGCUUUACUCGUUAGCAACUUAAUGCAAUCAACAUCAAAUGUAAAGAAAGCUCGUUUAAAGUGUCUCAGAGAAAUCAUCCUAUCAUUAUCCAAAGCUUCCAAUAAAAAAGAUCUCAACGAUGACCAAGAUGACCAAGACUUUGAUGGUGAACAAGACGAUAAAUCAAAUGAAAACAAACCAGUUAAAUUAAAAGCAGGUUGGACCCACUUAAAGACCAAAUUCAUUCCAUCAUUAAUCCCAGAAAUCAUUUUAUGUACAAAAGAAACCAAUAUUAAAUGUAGAGAAAUUUCAAAUGAAUUACUCAUUGAAAUUGGUAAUAUUAUGUGUAUAAUCUCUGUCAAGUUAACACCACCAAAAAGAGGUGUUUCAAUGGAAGAUCACAUUGCCAAUGCUCACAGUCAAGCCAUUCAAGAAUACCUUCAAUUAAUGAUUGCUGGUUUAGCUUCUAUCACUCCACAUAUGGUUUCAGCUUCAAUCGUUUCAAUUGCUAGAGUUAUUCACCAUUUCUAUAAAGAUUUAAAUGAUGAAUUUGUAGGUCAAAUCGUUACUACAUCACUUGUACUUUUAGCAUCACCAAAUAGAGAGAUUGUUAAAGCUGUUUUUGGUUUAGUUCGUGUUGUUAUCGCUUCAUUCAAAGAUGCCAAAGUCAUCGAAUCAAACUUGGAAGUACUCAUCAAUGGUCUUGCUAAAUGGGGUGGUAUCGAUAAGAAUUACUUUAGAGUUAUCAUUCAAAUCCUUUUAGAACGUUUAAUUAAAAGAUUCGGUUAUGAUCAAAUCUACCCAUUAGUACCAGAAGACUUUAAGAAAGUAAUUACCAAUAUUCGUAAAAAGAAUGAAAAGAAAGAAAAACUUAGAGAACAACUUAAAGAUUUACAACAACAAACUCAAGAUGCAUCAAGCGAUACUAAAUCACAAAAAGGUAAAUCUGUUAAGGGUGCUAAUGACGAUGAUGAACAAAUGUUAGCCAGUGAUGAAGAUAUGGCCGAUUCAGAUAGAGACCAUAGUGAAGAUGAUGCUGAUAUCGAAGAUUUCCUUUUCAACACUAAAAAGAAGAAGAAGAAUGAUCAAUCAGAUAACUUCCUCAUUAAAGAAGGUGAAGACCCAAUUGAUUUCUUUGAUAGAAAUGCAUUCUCUCAUCUCAGCGCCAAAGCUGCCGCCAACGCCGUCGCUGAAAAAUUAUUUGCUCAAGCUGCUAAAAACGGAGGUAAAAUUAAAAAUCCAUUCUCAUUAGAUGAAGACGGUCGUAUGAUCAUUGAAGCUAGUGAUGAAGAAGGUGAAGAUGGUAAAAGAAAGAGAAAGAAGUCUUUCCUCGAUCAAGUUUUCGAAGAACAAGAAGAAGCUUAUGAAAGAAAAGCUGGUUAUCAUGCUACCAAAAAUAAAUCACUCCGUAAACAAUUUAACAAUAAUAAUGACGAUGAUGAUGACUCUGAUGACGAAGAUCUCGAAAGAUACAAUGACGAUCUCAAAUCAAACUUCUCAAAGAGAACCUCCAAAACUACCAAAACUACUAGAACCACUGGUGCCAGAUCUGUUGCCCUUACAAAUAAAACAGUUGGUGGUAAAAAAAUUAAUGACGCUCGUAUUGAAACCGCUACUCUCCGUUAUAAUAGAGUUAGAGGUGUUGAUCAUUUAGUAAACUAUCAAGAUAAAGAAUCAAAGACUAUGGUAAGAACCAAUGUUUCAAAAACAAAAGGACAAGGUGAUAAUCGUAAAAAUAAUCAAAAAUAUGAGCCAUUCUCUUAUAUUAAAUUGGAUCCAAGAGCUUUAAAUAAGAGAAGAGGUUCAAAACCAUCAUCUAUAGCUUCAUUAGUUUCAAAGAAAAAAAAAUAA